UUUUUACAGAAGAAUACAUUGUAUAAGACAGCAUCCAUUACGAACUGUAUGUGGAAGGGAAAGAGAAAGUGGAAGGGGUGCCUUUCUCCAGAGUAGGUACGACUAAAAACCUGCUUGAAAGAGCUCUUCUGUACAGCAAGGACUCUAAAUAUAGUUAGUACAAUAUCGAGACUUGCAAGAACAACAUCUCGCGAGCGCACAAGAAAUCUUGUUCUAUUAUUCUAUUUAUCUAAUCAUCUUUUAUCCUAUUCAUUGAAGUCAGCGCUGCAUUGCAAGAAUCAUCAUCCAAGUAUUAUCCUAAAUAUUAUAGUGCUCUGAUGGACAAAAGUGACCAAAAUGACGGAAAAGUUACCGGAUAAUGUUUCUGUGGAAGACGUAGCGGAAGAACGAAUGCGCAUCAUUCUUAAGGAAGGUGCUGAGACUCCGAUGAAUUUCGAAUGUGUAAAACCAGAAUUACCAUCGUUUUACGAUGAGAAAAAAUUUCGGCUUGGGCAGCAAGCCUUCUACAAUAAUAUCUUUUCUAUGAUGAUCGCGAAACUUUGCGGUUUAGUAUCUCUCCUAGCAAUUUCGACCAUACUUAAGGUAGUUAUGUUCACCAAAAAAAGCGGAACUCCUUGUUUGGCUUAUCGUAGAUAUGCAUCGACAGUUCUUCAUACAAUUGUAUGGCAUGAAAAGGAUCCUCACGGAAAGCCCAACGAAUUCUUGGAGUCCUUGAAAAUCGUGCGGAGAAAACACUGUGUUGCAUUCCGGCAAAGUACUGAGGCUGGCGUUCAUAAAGCAACGCAAUUGGAUAUGGCACUCGCUCAGUUCGGAUUCAUUGGAUAUACUAUGAUAAGCGGAGAAUAUUUAGGAAUAAAAACUACUUCUGAAGAAAUGGAAGGCGUAGUGCAUCUCUGGAGAGUCAUCGGGAGCAUGCUUGGGAUGGACGAUAAAUUCAACCUUUGUACGGGAACAGUUGAAGAAACUCGCGCUCUUUGCCAAAGAGUAUUGGAAGAUGUGUUCAUGCCCUCUCUGGCGAAAAAGAAUGAAUACUUUGAAGAAAUGGGCAACGCGAUGUUAGAGAGUCUCUGGCCCAUCAACUUCAAUAUUGAACCACUAGCAUUCACAGCAUUCACACUUUAUCUGGCCUCUUCGACUGCACGUAACAAUAAUCACUCUAUCGAAAUAGAUACUUCGACCAUGCCAUUUUACAGCUGGUACCUGUUCAAUCUGCAACAUUUUGUGCUGAAAUACUUAAUGCGACCUAGUGCUUGGUGGUCUUCAAUUUUCCGCGCAUUUUUUAAUGCUUUAAUGCGUUUGUCGAUCUUCUUAUUGGAAAAAUAUCCCUUUCUCGCUUAUUGGAAAUUUGGAAAGGAAUAUGCUAAUGUUAGUAUUUUUCAUUAUCACUUCGAUUGAAUACUUAAUCGAAAUAAGGAAAAAUAUCAAGCUUUAUAAAAUUACAUUCAAAUUAUGAAAUUCCAUGUAAAAAAAA
This is a messenger RNA of Camponotus floridanus (Florida carpenter ant), 1471 nucleotides long. RefSeq lists its product as uncharacterized. The coding region runs from base 337 to 1395 and encodes 352 amino acids. Gene Ontology annotation, molecular function: oxidoreductase activity. The record is from RefSeq and is a predicted model, not a curated record. The transcript has 5 exons. NCBI's taxonomy places the organism in Eukaryota, Metazoa, Arthropoda, Insecta, Hymenoptera, Formicidae.